Messenger RNA from Arachis duranensis, 1053 nucleotides. Its product is annotated as early nodulin-like protein 3. Gene Ontology annotation, molecular function: electron transfer activity. Gene Ontology annotation, cellular component: plasma membrane. The transcript has 2 exons. NCBI's taxonomy places the organism in Eukaryota, Viridiplantae, Streptophyta, Magnoliopsida, Fabales, Fabaceae. Bases 79 to 747 code for a protein of 222 amino acids. The record is from RefSeq and is a predicted model, not a curated record.
AUCCCUCUCUGGCCUCCAAAACACUAGUACCAAUUUUGAGUUGCUAUUGCAAUAAUACCCUUUAGUUUUUUCUCACCUAUGGCUACCUCAAUUUUAAGGUCUAAUAAAGUAGUUCAUUCAUUAGGGUUGCUGUGUGUGCUACUCUUGGUGCAUGAGGGUGCUGCCUAUGAUUUUAUAGUUGGAGGCCAAAAGGGUUGGAGUGUUCCAAGUGAUUCCAAUUUCAAUCCUUUCAAUUCAUGGGCAGAAAAGAGCCGUUUUCAAAUUGGAGACUCUCUAGUGUUCAACUACCAAUCUGGGCAAGACUCAGUGCUGCAGGUGAAGAGCGAAGACUAUGCAAGCUGCAACACAAACUCACCAUAUGCAAAAUUUUCAGACGGGCACACAGUGUUUAAGCUCACCCAAUCAGGCCCAUACUUCUUCAUUAGCGGCAACAAAGAUAACUGCCUCAAGAACGAGAAGCUAACCGUCAUUGUCAUGGCCGACAGAACCAACCGCACCUCCUCCACAGCAAGUCCCACUUCUUCGCCACCUUCGCCGCAGCCGCCAUCAGCGCCUUCACCGGCCCCGACCGGCCAAGAAGGGCAGUCUUCUCCUCCACCUGCAGGAACUGUGGAAACAAAUCCAACACCCGCACCGUCCAGUGAAGGACAUCAUCCUCCUAAUGCUGCCGCCUCCGCCUUCGUCAACUUUGCUGCUUCGCUUGUAGCAAUAUCCAUGGCUUCUUCAGCUCUCAUGUUUUCUCUCUAGUAAACUCAAGUAUAUAUGUUUGUUGUGGGUGCUUAUUAUUCAUAUACUUUUAAAUUUUUUUAAAGAAGACAAUAUUUAUUUUUAAUUUAUUUUGUUCUUUCUUUUUUAUUUUCUUCUAUACUUUUGAUUUCGCCGGUAUUGUUUGUACUGGGUCUUCAGUUUGGUGUUUGUUUGUGAAUGAUGAAGAUUGAGAAUAAGCUGACAAGAAUGUACCUUUUGUGUGUUUCUAACCAGAUUAUUAUGUAAAAAUAUUGUACAUGUUGAAAAUGAUUGGAAUAAAACCAUUUUUUAUGUGAUUAAAAGAAA